GUUGCUGCUGUUUGGGGCACGGCGUUGUUGCCAUUUAAUACUUAAAUAGGUGAUAUCGUGUCCCUUUGCAUUAACCAAGGAAACUUUUUCUAAAAUUAGAAUAUUUAAUUUUGAUAAGAUUUUUUUCUCUCAACGAUGUUUCAGCCGACGGUAAAGAAUUUCAAAAUCAGUUUCGGCGUCGUAAAUGACAGGAAUACAUUCUCCAGUGGCGACAUAAUAACAGGACACAUCUCCUUCGACCUCGCAAAGGAGACGAAUAUCACUUCAAUAACGAUGGCACUGACAGGAAGGGCGAGUGUCCACUGGUCCGCUGAUGUAGGAGGAGGAGGGAGGAGAAGACGGCGAGUCCACUAUUCGGAAAAACUGGACUUCUUUAACUUCAAAAGCGCCAUCGUGCAAGAAAACAGCGCUACUGGUGGGACAACAAAAUUUCAGCCUGGCACACAUGUCUAUCCAUUUACAUGUCAGCUCCCACAGGGGGACUUCCCAUCCGCCUUCCGUGGGGUUCACGGGAAAAUCGUCUACACCUUGACAGUGGGCUUCAACAGACCCUGGCGUAUGUCCAAGGACUUUGUGACAGAGUUGAACUUUGUGAACUGCGUUGAUACCAACCAGCCAGAGCUGUGGGCCCCUCUCUCAGGCUCCAACAACAUGACACUGUGCUGCCUGUGGUGUGCCUCAGGCCCCAUCACAAUGACAGUCAGUAUAGAGAAGAAAGCCUUCAUCCCUGGUGAAAGUGUGAAAAUAAUUUGCGACUUUAGCAAUGCUUCAUCUCGAACAGCUACUCCAAAGGUGAGACUGCAGCAGAAACAGGGUUUCUACACCCACAACAAGGCCCACAAGAGAAUGAUUUUCAAAAACUUUGCGUCAGUGACUGGACAGCCCAUCAGCGCUCACACCUCUGACGUGCACACUGAGAUCAUACUCACUAUUCCAUCGUCUGCAAUGCUCACCAUCUCUAACUGCAGCAUCCUGGAAGUGGAAUACUUUAUUGAGGCGACCCUCAGAGUAACAGCUUUCCCGGACCUCACCGUGCUGUUUCCAAUCAUCCUGUGUGACACCCUUGUAAACACUCAUCCCCCACCUUAUUUAGACUUGCCAUCGUCCUUCAAAAGCUCAUCGGGAAAGAUUGUGUACACACUGGAGGCAAAUCUGAGCCGGUCAAUGAGAGUGGACAGCAAAGCUAAUGCGCAGUUCACCCUCAUCCACAAAGAAAACCUAAACAGCGAUCCAUUGCUGAUGACUCCACAGCACAGUACAAUUGAUAAGAAAAUGAAGCUCUUUACAUCGGGAACAGUAGGCAUGGAUGUAAACAUUGAGCGAACCGGCUUUCACCAAGGGGAAGGCAUGAAGGUUGUAGCCUACAUUCAGAACAAAUCAUCUCGUCAUAUUAAGCCCAAAUACUGUUUGUAUAACAAGUAUAGUUACUUUGCAAAGGGGAAGAGGAAAGUCGAAACCAGAAAUAUCCUAAAAGAGGUGGGUGACGCCAUCCCACCAUCUGCAGGCCAGACUGUCACCAGGACGAUCACCAUCUCUCCCACCACGUGUGUGUCCAUCUUAAACUGCAACAUCAUCAAAGUAGAGUACAGGCUCAGGGUCUAUCUGGAUGUCAAAUAUGCUUCAGACCCCGAGAUCAAGUUCCCCAUAGUCAUCCUGCCCGCUUUACAGGGGCCUUAUGAGGAGCAUCCGCCUGCUUAUCCCACCUAUGGGUUUGAAGCAUUUACAAACUCAGAAAUGCCAGGAGGGACCAGCUUUCCACAAAACUCAACCACCUCAUGCCCUUCUGUUCCACCUCCAUCCAAUGGGACUGAUUUCCAUGAUACAUACUAGAAGCUCGCUCUUUUUAAAUUCACAGUAUGACACAGGACUCAAAUUUAGGAACAACCACUAUAAUGUAUUAAAUAAGUUUUUGCUUUAUCCCUGUUAUUCAGGCAAAAGGCAAGACAGAUGUGAUUGCAAAGACUUGUAUGUUUUAAAAUAUUAGUAGUAGGAGUAGGAGAGAAGGAAGUAAAUUGUUUUAACUAAAAAGCAGAACAAUAUACCUUAAAAAUAUUCCACGAGUAAAGUAUUACAGUUAUCUGCCUUACUUUGAUACACUAAUGUUUGUAUGACUGGAUCUCGUGUAGUUUUAAAUGGAAAUCAGUACUAGAGAAUGUGCUGAAGCUUGUUAGUCCAGUCUUAAAGUUUACUCCCUGUAGUAACCCUUGUAUCAUUGAUCUGCUCCUCUAUCACUGGGUUGAUUUCCAGUACCUGUAGAUGACAUUCUUCAUUUUAUCUCAUGGUGUUUAAUGAUGGUUACUGAAAUGUUGUAAAUUAUGUUAUAGAGAAUAUGAAAAAGAAUAUGGAUUUGGCCGUGUUUGCU
Messenger RNA from Micropterus dolomieu (smallmouth bass), 2362 nucleotides. RefSeq names its product arrestin domain-containing protein 3-like. The transcript has 10 exons. The coding region runs from base 136 to 1830 and encodes 564 amino acids. Lineage: Eukaryota; Metazoa; Chordata; Actinopteri; Centrarchiformes; Centrarchidae. Gene Ontology annotation, cellular component: plasma membrane; cytoplasm. Gene Ontology annotation, biological process: protein transport. The record is from RefSeq and is a predicted model, not a curated record.